GACGCUGUGUCGUCACUUCCUGCAGAGAUAUCAAACAUGGCGUCCAGCGGACUGAAGCUGAAUUUCUGGGAGAACGGACCAAAGCCGGGGCAGUUUUACUCCUUCCCCGGAGCCCCAGAGUCCGGAACCUCAUGUGGACCGGUCCGACACACACUUAACCCCAUGGUGACCGGGACGUCGGUGCUCGGGGUGAAGUUCACCGGCGGCGUCAUCAUCGCGGCGGACAUGUUGGGCUCGUACGGCUCUCUGGCUCGCUUCAGGAACGUUUCCCGCCUCAUGAAGGUGAACAGCAACACCAUCCUGGGAGCUUCAGGAGACUACGCCGACUACCAGUACCUGAAGCAGGUCAUCGAGCAGAUGGUUAUUGACGAGGAGCUGCUGGGCGACGGGCACAGCUACAGUCCGAAGGCGGUGCACUCCUGGCUCACCAGAGUGAUGUACAACCGCCGCAGCAAGAUGAACCCUCUGUGGAACACGGUGGUGAUCGGAGGUUUCUACAACGGAGAGAGUUUCCUCGGUUAUGUGGACAAGCUGGGCGUGGCUUAUGAGGCUCCCACCGUGGCUACAGGCUUCGGAGCGUACCUGGCUCAGCCCCUGAUGAGGGAGGUGGUGGAGAACAAAGUGGAGAUCACCAAACAGGAGGCCCGGGAGCUGGUGGAGCGCUGCCUCAAAGUGCUGUACUACAGAGACGCUCGCUCCUACAACAGGCACGAGAUCGCCAUAGUAACAGAGGAGGGCGUGGAGAUUAUUGGACCUCUGUCUUCUGAGACCAACUGGGACAUCGCUCACCUGGUCAGUGGCUUCGAAUGAAGACGAGCAGCGACAACCACCGCCGCUCACACGCAACUUAUCUUCCCUUUAGUUCCUUUUCUGCUGUUCAAUGUAACUUUUGUAUAAUGGAAAAUAAACGUCAUGUUAUAAAACA
This is a messenger RNA of Notolabrus celidotus (New Zealand spotty), 925 nucleotides long. Its product is annotated as proteasome subunit beta type-4. The transcript has 8 exons. The record is from RefSeq and is a predicted model, not a curated record. Bases 37 to 810 code for a protein of 257 amino acids. NCBI's taxonomy places the organism in Eukaryota, Metazoa, Chordata, Actinopteri, Labriformes, Labridae. Gene Ontology annotation, cellular component: proteasome core complex.